CUUCUGACUAUCCACUCACACCACUCCACCCUUCUCAUUGCCGAACCUCACUCCGAAUCAAGUAAGUCAGGCUGAAGCAUGGGGAAACCCCAAAGCCCAAGCCCAAGACCAUCCUCGCCGAAGUGAUCUGUGAGAAAUCAUCGUCCUGGAAGAAUCACGGAGAAUUCCCCAAAUCCAAGGCUUGUAUUUAUUUCAGACAACAAUUCACACGACCUGGUAUACUUUAUAUAAACACAUUUAGGGUCUAAGAUCGUCUAUUCAGGUUAGGCCAAGCAGUCCAUCUUCACCAUGGCUGGGUUGAAGGCUUCCUCGUCGAGUUCAGGAUUCUUUCAGGCUCUGCCUAAAGUGCCACCACAAUACUCCUCACCUGAACCGAAUAGUCAAAACAAACAUGAGGCAUCAGACGACGCCGUCCUAUCACGAGUUCUCUCAAUCUACCUUCCGAGUCCAUUGCCUCAACAUAUCCAGAGCCAUUUACACAACUUCUCCCGACUAGUCCUCUCGCCGUCAACUCUUCAAUACACGGUCGAUUGCGAUACAGACUUGCCGACCAUUCACCAGCUGACCACAUUUGGAGAGGAGAACAAGGUCGCGCCGUUGCGCACGAGUGAAGGAUGGCGCAUGUUGAAAUUGAUCGAAACUAAAGCAGGCGUCGUAGGCUAUGGAUAUCCUCAAUCAGGAAUACCACUGGAAUUCAACCGUCGCGUCCAUCAAUACGCAACCCUUCAUCUAUGGCACGGGUCGGCAGCUGUAGCAACAUGCCCAAUGGCCAUGACAGAUGGCGCUGCCGCCCUCUUAAGAAGACACAUUGAUGAUUCUGAUGGCGAUCAACCCGGUCGAGCCAAGGUCCUGCGCGACUCAUACUCUCGACUCGUCUCCCUAGACCCCGAAACGUCGUGGACAAGUGGCCAGUGGAUGACGGAACGAACUGGCGGAAGUGACGUCCGAGGCACUGAAACUGUCGCACGUCGACUCACACAGUCCGAGCUCGACGCAGACUCUGUGGCCCGCCGAGACAAGGACGCUCACGGUCAACCACUUGGACCCUGGACAGUCGAUGGUUUCAAAUGGUUUUCCAGCGCCACCGAUGCCGAUAUGGCAGUUCUACUCGCCCAAACCGACAAAGGAUUGAGUGCAUUCUAUGCACCAUUGCGUCGACAAACCGGCUUGUCCCCCUCCACGGCUCCUUCAACUCUGACCACACAGGCCUCGGAUGUGCCCACCGAGAUGAACGGUGUGCGUAUCCAGCGACUGAAAAACAAACUAGGCACCAAAGGAGUCCCCACGGCCGAGCUCGAGUUGAAAGGCAUGCGAGCCUAUCUAAUUGGAACCCAAGGACAAGGUAUCAAGGAAAUCAGCUCCAUUCUCAACAUCACUCGCCUGCACACCGCCGGUGGCGGCACAGGGACCUUAGCACGCGCCCUCGCCGUGUCCCGCGCAUACACCCAAGUCCGCAAAGUCAAAGGCACUUUCCUAUCCGAAAACCCUCAACACCUGGCAUGGAUGGCGGGCGAAACGGUCAAAUACCACGCCAAUGCACACCUCUUAUUUCUCGGAGUAGCACUCCUCGGCGCCAGUGAACAGUCACAACCCGCUGUAGCGUCCAACACCCCUUCAGCCACCAUCAUCCCUCAGGAUGCCACCGCGGUCGCCAACCUCCUCCGCCUCCUCACCCCUGUCGCCAAGGCUCAAUGCUCACUCAACGCCGUAUCCGGCGUACGAGCCUGUAUGGAAUCGCUCGGCGGAGUGGGAUAUUGCGAGAACAACGAAGACGGCGGAGUGAUGAACCUGGCACGACUACUCAGAGACACCACCGUCAACCCCAUCUGGGAAGGCACCACCAGCGUCAUGGCCGAAGACGUCCUCCGGGUCGUCAAGAACCCACGUGUCAAGAACAAAAACGUCCUCGACGACGUCUUGGGAACUUGGUUACGAACCGUCCUCGCCGCCGUGUCGUCCGACUUAUUCAAAAUCGAACUCGACAUCGUUCAAACCCGCUACCGUGCUCUGAAUGAACUCGUCCGUGACACCGAUUCCGUCCAGCUCCAUUGGCGCGGAAGAGAAGUCCUUGACCAUAUCGAGGCCGUGGUCUCGGCGGCUCUACUCAUGUUCGACGCCACUCUCGACCAAGACGAGAUCGCUGUGGCCGUCGCCCGUCGCUAUGUCAAGAGUAUCGCCUUACCUCGCCACAAGUUGUAUAGCGACCGAAACUUUGAUUUCGCCGCAGAAGUCAGACUGGAUAGGUUGAUUUUCUUGGGCAGAUCAUCAUCAGCCGCGGACGCGUCGUUGGUUGCGUCAUUGCAGGCGAAAUUAUAAAAAGAAACGGGCCUACAUAGUUGGGUGAGAUUUAAAAAAUCGUAC
Messenger RNA from Exophiala mesophila, 2361 nucleotides. RefSeq lists its product as uncharacterized. The record is from RefSeq and is a predicted model, not a curated record. Bases 289 to 2316 code for a protein of 675 amino acids. NCBI's taxonomy places the organism in Eukaryota, Fungi, Ascomycota, Eurotiomycetes, Chaetothyriales, Herpotrichiellaceae. The transcript has a single exon. Gene Ontology annotation, molecular function: oxidoreductase activity, acting on the CH-CH group of donors.